Messenger RNA from Lottia gigantea (owl limpet), 1029 nucleotides. RefSeq lists its product as hypothetical. The record is from RefSeq and is a predicted model, not a curated record. The transcript has 6 exons. The coding region runs from base 24 to 1013 and encodes 329 amino acids. Lineage: Eukaryota; Metazoa; Mollusca; Gastropoda; Lottiidae.
UGCCACAUUGGAAGGGAAUCACCAUGAAGCUUAUAAUCUUAGCAGCAUGUGUAUGUUUGGCCGUGUCGGCCCCAACUGUCCAAGAAAGAGGUCUAUUGGACUCUCUGACAGGUUUAACAGAUGGAACUAAAUUAGGAUCAGCUAUGAAAGUUUUAGAUGCCUUCUCUAAAGUAUCAACAUUAAUCAGUGAUUUGAAGAAUAUCGCUCCAGAAGCUCAUAAAGCUUUAUCUGGUAGUAUUGAUGAGAUUAAGAACAGUAUGGGUAGUAUUGUAACUGGUAUAACAUCAGCUCUAGAAGGUCAAACUAAAUCAGUAAAAACACGAGGUCUGUUAGACUCUCUGACAGGUUUAACAGAUGGAACUAAAUUAGGAUCAGCUAUGAAAGUUUUAGAUGCCUUCUCUAAAGUAUCAACAUUAAUCAGUGAUUUGAAGAAUAUCGCUCCAGAAGCUCAUAAAGCUUUAUCAGGUAGUAUUGAUGAGAUUAAGAACAGUAUGGGUAGUAUUGUAACUGGUAUAACAUCAGCUCUAGAAGGUCAGACUAAAUCAGUAAAAACCCGGGGUCUAUUGGACUCUCUGACAGGUUUAACAGAUGGAACUAAAUUAGGAUCAGCUAUGAAAGUUUUAGAUGCCUUCUCUAAAGUAUCAACAUUAAUCAGUGAUUUGAAGAAUAUCGCUCCAGAAGCUCAUAAAGCUUUAUCUGGUAGUAUUGAUGAGAUUAAGAACAGUAUGGGUAGUAUUGUAACUGGUAUAACAUCAGCUUUAGAAGGUCAGACUAAAUCAGUAAAAACACGAGGUCUGUUAGACUCUCUGACAGGUUUAACAGAUGGAACUAAAUUAGGAUCAGCUAUGAAAGUUUUAGAUGCCUUCUCUAAAGUAUCAACAUUAAUCAGUGAUUUGAAGAAUAUCGCUCCAGAAGCUCAUAAAGCUUUAUCUGGUAGUAUUGAUGAGAUUAAGAACAGUAUGGGUAGUAUUGUAACUGACAUCACCAAAGCUAUCAAGCCAAGUCAACAAUAAAGAUAUCUUAGAGCGU